UCCAUGUGCCGGUGAAUCCAGCACCACAUGGGACGAAAAGAUCUUCAACCUGAAUCGUCCUGAACGAAGACAAAGAAGAAGAAGAAGAAGUUUGGAAAAGACCUGAUCUCACUGUUCAGACACACGUCACCCAGAGUUGACAGAUUAUAAACCGUCAUGGCUCCCACCUUGGCUCAGGCGUACCGGCGGCGGUGGUGGAUGGCCAUCACCGCCAUCAUUGAGAACCUCCUGUUCUCCGCUGUUCUGCUGGGUUGGGCCUCGCUGCUCAUCAUGCUAAAGAACGAAGGCUUCUACUCCCACCUCUGCUUCAAGAAUGAGACCAACGCCUCCUCCUCACACAGCGAACGGUGGCCGAGUUGUGUGGAGCAGGAGGAGAUGCUGAACCUGGGCUUCACCAUCGGAUCCUUCCUCCUCAGUGCCGCCACUUUACCGCUGGGGAUCCUCAUGGACCGAUUCGGACCACGGCCUCUGAGGCUCAUCGGCAGCGCUUGUUUUGCUGCUUCCUGUGCGAUGAUAGCCGCUGCAGCAUACGACCCAGAAGUGUUGUCUGUCCUCAUCUUCUUCGCCGUCGCCUUCAAUGGCUUUGGAGGAAUCUGCCUGACCUUCACAUCCCUCACCCUGCCCAACAUGUUUGGUAAUAUUCGGUCGACCAUCCUUUCACUGAUGAUCGGCUCCUAUGCCUCCUCUGCGGUCACAUUUCCUGGUGUCAAGUUGAUCUACGACCUGGGCGUGUCAUUCCGGGUCAUCAUGUGGGUCUGGUCUGGUAUGGCCUGCAUGGUCUUCCUCAACUGCUUCAUCAACUGGCCGGGUGAAUCCUUCCCUGCACCUGAAGACAUCAGAUACACUAAAAAGGUGAAGCUGAGUGGGGUCGUCACCGAGGACAAGAUGACUGGGGAGAGGUACGUCACCCAUGUGACCCUCAUGGAAGAGACCAUGGGAGCCAAGCAGCCUGAGCCGGAGCAUCCAGGAUCCCCGAGCUCAGGCCAAGGUUCAGUACCUCUCUGCCACUCCGUGUGCUCUCCCAUCCUCCUCUGGAGUCUCAUCACCAUGGCGAUGACACAGCUGAGGCUCAUCUUCUUUAUGGGCGCCAUGAAUAAGAUGCUGGAGUUCCUGGUCACCCACGGCGACCCCAAUCCUUCAGAAGCGCUGCAGAAGGAAGCAAAUGAACAAGUUGGUUUCUACUCAUCUGUUUUUGGUUCAUUGCAACUGCUGUGUUUACUGACCUGUCCACUGAUUGGCUACAUCAUGGACUGGAGGAUGAAGGAAUGUGAGGAUGAAAACCCCUCCACAAACACAGAGAAGACCCAAUCAGAGACCCCAAACAGAGACAGGAAAAUCCAGAAACUGACCAAUGCCAUGCGAGCGUUCAUCUUCACCAACCUCCUACUGGUCACCUUUGGAAUCAUCUCCCUGAUUGAUAACUUACCCAUUCAGAUUGUGUCAUUCGUUCUACACACCAUUGUCAGAGGAUUCAUCCAUUCCUGCUGUGGAGGUCUCUACGCCGCCGUGUAUCCAGCGAACCACUUUGGGACACUGACGGGCCUUCAGUCCAUGGUCAGCGCUGCGUUCGCUUUGCUCCAGCAGCCUCUGUUCAUGGUGAUGGUGGGACCACUCAAAGGCGACCCCUACUGGAUCAACCUCGGCCUCCUCAUCUUCUCGUUGACCGGCUUCCUGCUCCCGGGUUAUCUGUUCUACCACCGCAGGAAUCUGAUCAGGGCAAAGGCGAAGCGUGACAGGCACCCGGAGAACGCCGCUCUGACCCAAUCAGAGAGCGAGGCUGAUAAAAACAAAGCCAAUGGCUACGCAGCUAAUGCAUCCACACCUAACGGGCACCCUUAAACUGACUUAUAGGACUGAAAUAUUAUAAUUAUUUUACAAUUUUUUUUUUUAUUUUGUAGUCGCAAUUUUAAUACGUGUUGUUGGACACAAAUGCAACAUUAUUUUAGUUAAAAUGUUAAAAUCAAGCAAAAGAACAAAAGGAUUUGAGAAUUUUCAAUUACCUAAAAGUGAGUGUCUGGUGAAUGGCAUGCUGGGAUAUAGGAAGGUAAUCCGUUCAUCGUAACAAUAAGGAUUAAUACCAUAAAGACGAGGACCAUACGAGUGGUUUUACUCACUGUCUGAUGUUAGUAUUAUUCAUAUCCAAUUAGUUUGUAUCACAUAAAAGGGGUUUCUACAGCUGUUAAAGUGCUUUAAUUCAGAAAUCAUAGUUAUAGAUGCGAAUGUUUGUUAUCUCACCUUAUGUCUUCAUUGUUUUCCUAAACAACAAGUGGAUUAAACUAAUUGAUCCCUAAUAAUCCAAUUGCACUCUUAAAGGUUCAGUUUGUAAUCUGUCAGUGAAGAUGCAGAUUGAAAGUAGCUUAGUAUUCACUUCACUCUUACCCACAGUGGUCAAAAGAGAAAAAAAACAAAGUAGGUCAUCAUUAGAGUCAGUGUUUGUUUGUCCUUUCUGGGCUCUUAACUCUGACAUCUUAUCAGCAAUUUAAGUUUUAUGUCUAAAAGCACCUGUGACUGGUCGAAGUCUGGGCUAUGAUGUAGGUUUUCUGCAGCCUCAGAGUUGAGUCCAGAGGAGUGGGCAGAAUUCCUGUUUCUUCUCAGAUUAUCCAAAUAUACUGUAGGGCAAGGGUGUCAAACUCAUUUUCUGUCAGGGGCCACAUUCAGCCCAGUAUGAUCUCAAGUGGGCAGGACCAGUAACAUAAUAACAAUGAAAAAUAUAAAAUUACAUUUUGAUGUUGGCGGCCAAAUCUGGCCUAACCCAGGGGUCCAAUCCAGCCAAUGGGAUGAUUAUGUGAAAUGUAAAAAUUAUAUUGAAUAUUUUAACAAUCAAGAAUGUCAAAGUAAUCUGUGUUCAGUGGGCACAUACAACAAUUUGAUCUCAAAGGGGGUUGGACCAGUAAAAUACUAUUAUAAUAGUCUGUAGGCUGAGUAAUGACAACUCCAAAUUUGUGUAGUUUUUGUGUGUGUAAAAAAAAAUU
This is a messenger RNA of Sphaeramia orbicularis (orbiculate cardinalfish), 2972 nucleotides long. RefSeq names its product solute carrier family 43 member 1b (gene slc43a1b). NCBI's taxonomy places the organism in Eukaryota, Metazoa, Chordata, Actinopteri, Kurtiformes, Apogonidae. Gene Ontology annotation, molecular function: neutral L-amino acid transmembrane transporter activity; L-amino acid transmembrane transporter activity. Gene Ontology annotation, biological process: transmembrane transport; neutral amino acid transport. The transcript has 15 exons. The record is from RefSeq and is a predicted model, not a curated record. Bases 157 to 1839 code for a protein of 560 amino acids.